CAGUCGGGAGCCAGGCGGAGCCCGAACCUGGCGGAGAAAUCUGCACCCACUGCCGGGCCCCCAGACCCCGCCGCCGCUGCUGCUGCCUCUGUCCAGCCUUGGCAAUGGCAAUGGCCUUCGUGUCUCCCGAUGCGCUUGUGACUGACUGGGACAUGAAAUGCUAAGAUCUCACGCCUGUUCCCCAACCGAGUCGCGCAGGCAGUAACCACCUGGGCUCACUUGGGCUGAACUGCUGCUUCUCUGGAUUCUUUCCGACUCUGGGGGCACUAUGGAUCAAAGUGGAAUGGAGAUUCCUGUGACUCUCAUAAUUAAAGCACCGAAUCAGAAAUACAGUGACCAGACUAUUAGCUGCUUCUUGAACUGGACCGUGGGGAAACUAAAAACGCAUCUAUCUAACGUGUACCCUAGCAAACCAUUGACAAAGGAUCAGAGAUUGGUGUAUUCGGGCCGACUGCUUCCGGAUCAUCUGCAGCUGAAAGAUAUUCUCAGAAAACAAGAUGAGUAUCAUAUGGUUCAUCUAGUAUGUACUUCUCGGACCCCUCCCAGUUCUCCAAAACCUUGCAGCAGUAGAGAAAAUCAUGAAGCAUUGGCAUCCAGCAGCAAUUCUAGCUCCGAUCAUUCAGGGUCAACCACUCCAUCGUCCAGUCAAGAAGCCUUGUCUAUAGGUGCCAGUUCUUCCACAGACGGAUUAAGGCAACGUACCCUUCCACAAGCACAAACUGACCCAGCAGAGAGUCAUCAAUUCCAAUAUGUCAUGCAAGGAAAUGUAGACAACCAAUUUCCUGGGCAAGCGGUUCCGGCUGGGUUCCCAGUGUAUCCUGCUUUCAGCCCCCUGCAGAUGCUGUGGUGGCAACAGAUGUACGCUCAUCAGUAUUACAUGCAAUACCAAGCUGCAGUUUCAGCUCAGGCCACAUCAAAUGCCAACCCAGCUCAGCCUGCCACUCCACAGCCUCUAAAUUUGGCACAUGUUCCUGGAGAAGAUCCCCCACCAGCUCCAAAUCUUGUGGCUCAAGAAAAUCGACCCAUGAAUGAGAAUGUUCAAAUGAAUGCCCAGGGAGGUCCAGUGCUAAACGAAGAAGACUUCAAUCGAGACUGGCUAGACUGGAUGUAUACGUUCUCACGAGCUGCAGUUCUUCUUAGCAUUGUUUACUUCUAUUCUUCUUUUAGUAGGUUUAUCAUGGUAAUGGGAGCUAUGCUACUGGUUUAUCUACAUCAAGCUGGAUGGUUCCCUUUUAGGCAAGAAGGAGGUCAGCAACAGGUUCCCAACAAUAAUGCUGAAGUCAACAACGAUGGGCAAGAUGGCAAUCAUCGAGAGCUCGAAGAAAUGGAGCGCCUCAUGGAUGAUGGGCUUGAUGAUGAGAGUGGAGAAGAUGCAGGUGAAGAUGGCAGUGCAACUCAAAGGCCGGGAUUAAUGGCUUCAGCCUGGUCUUUCAUCACCGCCUUCUUUACGUCACUCAUACCAGAGGGGCCUCCCCAGGUUGCCAAUUAGAACUGAAAACCUGUGCUAGCUGCAAAGGAGGGUCUGACUUCAGCAAAGUGUUUUAAAUAACAGUGCAAUUUAAAAAAAAUUUAUAACUUUCUUUUGAUCAUGUACAGAGAGGUGUUUUUUUCUUUAAGCUUCUCAUGCGUAUGACAUUUUAAGCACAAAUGGACUACUAAAUGUGUGAUUUUUUUUUUUUUAAUUCUAACAGAACAUAGUGUAACAAUAUUUGUCUUCCAGGUUUUAUUCAUUUCAAUUAUGUGCAUUAUACCAAGACAGACCUAUUUGUGUGUCUUAUUUCUUUAAAGAGCUGCUUCA
Molecule: messenger RNA, 1798 nt
Organism: Chrysochloris asiatica (Cape golden mole)
Lineage: Eukaryota; Metazoa; Chordata; Mammalia; Afrosoricida; Chrysochloridae
Gene: HERPUD2
Product: HERPUD family member 2
Exons: 8
Coding region: 269-1489 (406 amino acids)
Biological process (GO): endoplasmic reticulum unfolded protein response
Molecular function (GO): protein binding
Source: RefSeq, a predicted model, not a curated record